CGCAGUCCCAGAGAGAGGUCCCGACGAAGCGGUGGCGGCGGAGGAGGCGGUGAUCGCAAUGACCGCAAACGCGACGAUCGCCGCAAAGUGGAGGACAUUAUUGAAGUGAAUUACGAGACCUUCGAUAAAGACGAACAGCAGAGGAAGUUAGAGGUCCUGAUGCAGGAGCGCAGGGAAAGGGUCGAGAAGUGGCGACAAACACAUAAGGGAGUCAACAACGCGUCCACCGAAGCCGACGAGACAGACGUGAAACCCGAAGAGACCGCCGAAGAGCUGGAGGUGAAGAAGACGUGGACUCUGGAGGACGAGAAUGAGGACGAAGACAACGAAGUGGUGGCCAUGGAUUUGGAGGAAGACGAAGAGCCGGAGAUUCAACCGCCGCCUAAACGCGUCGAUGACACUGAGGAAGUGUUGAGUAAAUUAAAGGUUAAGCCGAUUGAAAAGCCGGUUAAAGCCGAAGUGAAGAUCAUUCCUCCAGAGCCGGAACCGGAUGACGAUAUCGAUCCGUUGGACGCAUAUAUGCAGGGAAUUCAGGAUGAGGUGAAGAAAAUGCGAUCAAAAACAGUGAAAUCUAACGCAAAGGACAACAAAGUAACUCUUGUGGUGGGAAUCGCUAAGAAAGCGGUCCAACAAAACAAAGGCGAACUCAUUGAGCAAAAUAUGGACGCUUUGGAGUACUCUUCGGAAGACGAGGGCAACAAAGAGGACGAAUUGGCGAAUGUUAUGGACUCUCUUCAGAAUAAGGCUAAACAGAAGAAGUUGAUGACCAUCUCGAAGGACGACAUCACAUACCAGUCCUUCGUAAAGAACUUUUACAUCGAAGUCCCAGAAUUGGCGAAACAGACUCCCGAAGAAGUGGAGGCCUUUAGAGCCGAAAUGGAGGGCAUUAAAGCCAAAGGCAAGGGUUGCCCCAAACCAAUCAAAACAUGGGCGCAAUGCGGGGUCAGUAAAAAAGUUUUGGAAGUGCUUAAGAAGAAUAACUACGAGAAGCCGACACCAAUUCAAUGUCAGGCGAUUCCAGCCAUAAUGUCGGGCAGAGAUCUGAUUGGUAUCGCCAAAACAGGUUCGGGCAAAACGUUGGCAUUUCUAUUGCCAAUGUUGCGGCAUAUUAUGGAUCAGCCGCCGCUCGAGUCGGGCGACGGACCCAUCGCUGUCAUAAUGACGCCGACCCGAGAGCUCGCGACACAGAUUUGGUCGGAAUGUAAACGCUUUUCAAAACCGCUUAAUCUACGAGUGGUUGCCGUUUACGGCGGAACUCCUAUUUCCGAACAAAUAGGAGAACUGAAACCGGGGGCCGAAGUGGUUGUGUGCACUCCGGGCCGUAUGAUCGAUAUGUUGGCCGCCAACUCGGGUCGCGUCACGAAUCUGAGGCGCUGUACGUACUGUGUUUUGGACGAAGCGGACCGUAUGUUUGACAUGGGUUUUGAACCCCAAGUGAUGCGGAUUAUUGACGGCAUUCGUCCCGACAGACAGACCGUCAUGUUUUCGGCCACUUUUCCCCGCAUUAUGGAAGCGUUGGCCCGAAGAAUAUUAGACAAACCCAUUGAAGUGCAAGUCGGCGGCCGUUCUGUGGUCUGCAAAGAAGUGGAACAGAAUGUGAUUGUCAUCGACGAGGACGAGAAGUUCCUCCGCUUAUUAGAGAUUUUAGGUCGGUUUGCAGUGGAAGGCAGUGCUAUUGUAUUUGUGGACAAACAAGAAAACGCCGAUAUGUUGCUCAAGGAGUUAAUGCACGCCUCGUAUAGCUGUCUGGCACUUCACGGAGGGAUCGACCAAAACGAUAGGGACUCGACGAUUGUCGACUUCAAGAACGGCAAAGUGAAUGUAUUAGUGGCCACUUCGGUGGCGGCCAGAGGUCUCGACGUAAAGCAUUGCAUUGUUGUCAUUAACUAUGACUGUCCUAAUCAUUACGAAGACUACGUCCACCGAUGCGGCCGAACGGGUAGAGCGGGUAAUUCGGGUCACGCCUACACUCUGAUCACUCCCGAACAGGGAAGGUAUGCCAAUGACCUCAUCAAAGCGUUUGAGUUGAGCGGUAUCGCAGUGCCGGCCGAACUCCAGAGCCUAUGGGAGAGCUAUAAACUCGGACAGGAAAUGAUUGGCAAGAAAGUGAGGGCUUCUUCGGGAUUUAGCGGUAAGGGCUUUAAGUUCGAUGAGGCGGAGGCACAGCUCACCAACGAGAAGAAGAAGUUCCAGAAGGCGGCGCUCGGACUGCAAGACUCGGACGACGAGGACCCCGAAGCCGACAUCGAUCAGGAGAUUGAGAAUAUGUUGGCGCCCAAGAAGUCGACCAAAUCGGUGCCCAUUUUGUCGUUGACAUCGACGAGUGCCGCCACUCCGACCGCCACUUCGGUCAGCGACAAGACGGUGGCCGAGAAGCUGGAAAUGGCCAAACGUAUGGCCUCUAAAAUCAGUGUGAAUAUUGCAGGAAAGGCCACUUCGCAGACGGAGGCCUUCCUGAAGGGAGAAUUGGCCGGUUCUCUGAGUUUCUCGAACGCAUUCACCGCCAAAUCGAAGGCAGAACAGGUGGCCGAACGACUUCACGCUAAACUCAAUUACGUGCCCAAAGACGUGGAGUACAACGAAGACGGAGAUAUCAUCAGACGAGUGGAAGACGACGACACUAUCGGCCAAAAUAUUGGCCAACGCUUCGAAGAGGAGCUGGAGAUCAAUGAAUUCCCACAACAGGCGCGUUGGAAAGUGACCUCCAAAGAGGCGCUGGCGCUCAUCAGCGAGUACUCCGAGGCCGGCAUUACAGUGAGAGGAACUUACUUCCCGUCCGGCAAAGAGCCACAACUCGGGGAACGCAAACUGUAUUUGGCUAUUGAAGGCACGACCGAACUGUCCGUUUCUAAAGCCAGGGCUGAAAUCAUUAGACUUAUUAAGGAAGAGAUGGUUAAAAUGCAAAACGCUUACACUCCCAUCAAUAGGGGUCGAUAUAAAGUGGUUUAAUAAAUGGUACAACAAUUGUGUGAAUUCUUGUAAAUAUCAUAAGUUUUACACAAAUUUUUAUUUGUCGACGAUUUAUAAAAAU
Molecule: messenger RNA, 3031 nt
Organism: Medioppia subpectinata
Lineage: Eukaryota; Metazoa; Arthropoda; Arachnida; Sarcoptiformes; Oppiidae
Source: the annotation of a GenBank genome assembly